UCAUACUUAUCGCGGUUAAUAUCUACACCUAUCGCUUCAUUUAUAAUCAUUUAAAUCCGUAACAGUCUGUGCAGUCAUUGCGGAAGAAAUGAGAAAUAUUCUAGUCUUUGCCCUAGGAUUCCUCUCUGCUUUGAAUGUGGAGGCGGCGGAUCUGAAUGCCGUUUUGUGUGGGCCAGUUUGUAUGAUAUGGUGUCCAUUUGGAAACGUUAUGGAUGAAAAAGGGUGUCCUACAUGUCGCUGUAAAAGUGUUAUCUCGACAACCACAGAACCAACUCAGCAUAAACUCUGCUCAGGCGUCAUGUGUGAUAUUUACUGUGCGCAUGGUCAUAAGAUCGUGGACGGAUGUCCCGUGUGCGCAUGUCAAACGGACGAGACAUGGGUUGGAUAACCAAGACAGAAUUUUGAAAUUAAUCAAAAUUAAAUGAAAGUCUUUAUGAAAUGUGAA
Ostrea edulis (European flat oyster) is the source of this 445-nucleotide messenger RNA. RefSeq names its product antistasin-like. The transcript is spliced from 3 exons. Gene Ontology annotation, molecular function: serine-type endopeptidase inhibitor activity. The record is from RefSeq and is a predicted model, not a curated record. Lineage: Eukaryota; Metazoa; Mollusca; Bivalvia; Ostreida; Ostreidae. Bases 89 to 388 code for a protein of 99 amino acids.